Molecule: messenger RNA, 1491 nt
Organism: Schistosoma rodhaini
Lineage: Eukaryota; Metazoa; Platyhelminthes; Trematoda; Strigeidida; Schistosomatidae
Source: the annotation of a GenBank genome assembly
UUUGUUUUAGAAACAAAUUAAUAAUUGGCAUUCAAUUCCUGUAGAUCCACAGGAUUUCAAUUUGUUUUCGACUUUAAAUAGUGGUCAAGCUUUCCGCUGGGUUUUUAAUUCAACUCUGAAUGAAUGGCAUGGAGUAAUAAAUGGUCACUUAUGGCGAUUACGUCAAAUGGAGGAUUCUAACCCAGUUGAAUAUUAUCUUGAGAAAAAUUCGAAAAUAAAAUUAAACGAUGUUCCUUUUGAUUUACGUGAUUACUUUAGAUUGGAUAUGAAUUUGUCUAAUCUAGUAAAGGAAUGGUCUAUGAAGGACAAAUGGUUUGAGAAUCGUUUCUCUAAAAAUUGUCAAAUGGAUACAGCACGUGGUUUACGCUUGUUAAGGCAAGAUCCAGAAGAAACAUUAUUCUCUUUCAUUACAUCAGCUAAUAAUAAUCUAACAAGAAUUACCAAAUUACUUUGUAAAUUGUGUAGUGAAUAUGGUAAUCCAUUGUACUUGGAAAAUGGUGAUCUAGGGCACUGGACAUUUCCAUCACUUGAAAUACUUGCACAACCUGGUAUGCAGGAUAAUUUGAAAAAAAUUGGUUUUGGUUAUCGUUCCAAGUUUAUUACACUUGCUGCCAACUGGCUUUUGAAAAAUGGAGGUCGAUCUCGUCUACUUGAACUUCGUUCCAUGUCCCAUGUUGAAGCUCAGGCAUUUCUGCUUCAAAUACCUGGGAUCGGAAAGAAGGUUGCAGAUUGUAUAUGUCUUAUGUCGUUAGAUAAACUAGAUGUUGUCCCUAUCGAUGUCCAUAUGCAUCGUGUUGCACGUGAGAAAGGAAUUCCCGAAGCAUCCUGUAAAACCAUGACUACAAAAUCAUAUGAUAUUAUUUCAAAGUCACUUAGUGAUUUUUGGGGAAAUUAUUCUGGAUGGGCACAAACGAUCCUUUUCUAUACUCGUAUAAUGGAAUCGAAACCUAAUAAAAAACUAAAGGAACAAAUCAGUCGUUUUAGGAUCAACAGUUAAUUUACUAAGCUCAAGGAGCUUGAAAUCGAAUGAAUGUUAAGUUAUCAUUCACCACCUCAGUUACUACUGAACAUUUUAUCUGCAAUGCAUUUAAAUUUGGAUAUUGUUUUAAAAUACUUUGUUUUGAAAACUAAAAUUAUAAAUACUGGAUUGUAACAAAAACAAUUAUACAUGGAAGUGAUUCAUACUUCUGUAAUUCAUUAUUGGUUGCGUGGUAUGCAAACUUCAAAUAGUUUACUAUUCAUGUUUUUGAUCUUCCUCUAUCUUGUUUAUUUAUUAUUCACAUUUUAAGUCAUUUCGGCUAGUUAACCUAGAUUUUGAGCGGUUUAUUCAUGGUUCAUAAGGUUAGUUCUGGAUAGUGGUAUAACUUUAUUGUGAAGAUUAUAGUACUGUUAACUAUCUGUUCAAUUUCUACUUGUCUUACCGAUUUUCCAGUCUUACUUUCGAAGAAUAUUAGUUUCUGCAAAUAUACAUAGUUACACCAUGGCCUUUCA